ACGUCGGCUCAUCGCCCCUCCUUCGGUCGCUCCACUGGGCCUCACGCGGGUCCGCCUUUCCCAGUCCCUCUCCUGCCUCCCAAGAUGGCUGCGCUGCUGCCGGGCCCGGAACCAUGGAACCGCGUGAGGAUCCCUAAGGCGGGGAGCCGCAGCGCAGUGAUCGUACCGGACCCCGGCGCGGCGCUGGACCUUUGCAUUGCAGCUGUAAUUAAAGAAUGCUGUCUCGUUACAUUGUCACUGAAGAGCCAAAUCUUAGAUGCAGAAACAGAUGUAUUAUGUGCAGUCCUUUACAGCCAUCACAACAGAAUGGGCCGCCACAAGCCCCAUUUGGCCCUCAAACAGGUUGAACAAUGUUUAAAACGCUUGAAAAACAUGAAUUUGGAAGGUUCAAUUCAAGAUCUCUCUGAGUCAUUUUCUUCUAAUGAAAAUCAGCCUGUAAAUACCAAAGCAUGUGUCAUCCCUAGCCAACCAGUGGUGGAACUGGUGUUGAUGAAGAUUUUGGGAGCCUGCAAGUUGCUACUUCGCUUGUUGGACUGUUGCUGCAAGACAUUUCUCUUGACUGUGAAACAUCUAGGUUUGCAAGAAUUCAUUAUUUUAAACCUUGUGAUGGUUGGGCUGGUGAGCAGGUUAUGGGUUCUCUAUAAAGAUGUUUUAAAAAGGCUGGUUUCUUUAUAUGAGCCAUUGUUUGGAUUACUUCAGGAGGUCUCCAGGAUUCAACCAUUGCCUUACUUCAAAGGUUUUACCUUUCCUUCUGAUAUUGCUGAAUUUUUAGGAGAGCCCUACUUUGAAAUCUUUAAGAAAAAAAUGCCUACAGCUUUUGCAGCUAAAGGAGUAACUAAACUGCUAAAUAAACUAUUUUUAACAAAAGAGCAAUCACAGAGGUCCAGUGAAGAACCAUUACUUGGAAUUUCCAAAAAAGCUAAACAAAUGAAGAUCAAUAUUCAGAAUAAUGUGGAUCUUGGACAGCCAGUAAAGAAUAAGAAAAUCUUAAAAGAAAAGUCAUCAGAAUUUGACGUGAGGGCUUUCUGCAAACAGCUGAAACACAAAGCUAUUCAGGAGAACAGUUUUGAGUUUAAAUGUUCUCAAUCCAAACUAAAGGCAACCAAACAUUCUUCUCGGAAAGCAAUAGGAACUCCCUGUGUAAAAAGUCUUGUGCAAAGAUUCCGAGAAACUGAGACUUUCGUACAACUUUCUGAAGAGAUCCAAAUGGCAAUUCUGUGGUGUAGGAGCAAAAAACUCAAGGCUCAGACCACCUUUCUGGGUAAUAAACUUCUUAAAAGUAACCGGCUUAAACAUGUGGAAGCUCAAGGCUAUAGUUUGCCAAAGAAACUAGAGUGCAUAAAAACAUCAAUUUGCAACUGCCUUCUUCAUGGCUCAGGUAGCAAAACUUUGAAGGAUCAUCUGAGACAAAGAAGAUCACAGAAUAAAUUUUCAUUGAAACGAAGGAAACCACAGAGAAAGUUGCAGUCGGCUCUUUUAAAGGAAACCCAGCAGCCCCCUCAAGGGACUCAGAGUGCUACCGAUAUCAUUAAAGGGAGACUCUCACACCCUACAGUUCGUACAACUGAUCUCUACCCUAACAAUAAGCAAGUGUUGAGUAGAAGAGUUUCAAGUCCUGUCAUACAAACUAAGGAGAAACAAAUUCAUGAAAAUCUUAUAGAAAGCAAUGAAAAUGAAACUGAUUCUUGGACAACGAUGCAAAUAAAUAAACAUAAUACAUCAGGAAUCACUAAGGAGACAGACGACAUUGAUGAUAUUUUUGCUUUAAUGGGAGUUUAGAUGCUCAUAUGUGAGACUUUUAACUGGUUAACCAACUGCUCCAGUGUUCUAAGUAGAACAGCUGAGAUCUGGAAAGAUCUGGAAGUACCAUUUGGACUCAGAGGAGCUGCUUAAGUGCAACAUUGUAGAGCAGUUCAUUUUAGUUCAGUAAACACUUGUCAUAGCUUUGUGUCAUUUAACUGACAAAUAUUUGACUAACAGUCAAUUUUUGACUUAAUUAGGACCUGAAUAAUUAGGUUUGCAAAACCUACACUGUGCCUUAGGUAAAUGGGGAGCAGGGGUGGGGAGUAGCAAGGAAUCACCAAAAAGGUCACUUUAGCCCUCGUGGCUCCAUUGUAGGUAAGUGCUCUUCUGAACACCAAGGUUUGUAGUGUUUAACAGUUGUGCCGUCUUCUGUAUGUUAGAAUUAUCAUCGAGGUUUUGCCACUAUUACCAGGGAGUGGUCACAACCAUUAUUUCACUUCAUUUGUUAACCUUACCGCAUAGGAGGGCAUAUUAAAAUGCUUUUGGAGUUCUACAAAGUUUGUGGGGGCUUUUGUUUAUUUAUUUGGGUGCUAGUGACUGAGUCCAAAUAAAAUUUUUUCCAAAAAGGAUGUAAAGUGACUUAUGGUUAUACACAAAGUAGAAGUAGGUGAGAAA
Eubalaena glacialis (North Atlantic right whale) is the source of this 2418-nucleotide messenger RNA. RefSeq names its product nucleolus and neural progenitor protein (gene RMP64). Gene Ontology annotation, cellular component: nucleus. NCBI's taxonomy places the organism in Eukaryota, Metazoa, Chordata, Mammalia, Artiodactyla, Balaenidae. The transcript has 9 exons. Gene Ontology annotation, biological process: positive regulation of Notch signaling pathway. The record is from RefSeq and is a predicted model, not a curated record. Bases 85 to 1779 code for a protein of 564 amino acids.